Molecule: messenger RNA, 2442 nt
Organism: Cloeon dipterum
Lineage: Eukaryota; Metazoa; Arthropoda; Insecta; Ephemeroptera; Baetidae
Product: cytokine receptor-like
Exons: 11
Coding region: 32-2326 (764 amino acids)
Molecular function (GO): protein binding
Source: RefSeq, a predicted model, not a curated record
UUGUGGUUUUGGCCAGUUAUUUAACUCAGCAAUGGCUUGCAGUGAGACGGUAUGUCUUGUGCUACUGGCCGUUCUUUUGCUGCCCUGCGUGUCCAGCGGCUGCAUGUUCGGCAUCCCAGCAACUCUGGGAGCGACUUAUCCUGCCGGAGAUAUCUUUCUGGAGAAAGGCCAGUCGUUGAAGAUCACGUGCAAGCUGGACGAAGUAGAUAAAGUGACGAAUGCGAACAAAAUAUUUUUCACUGACGGCAAUGAACGGGUCCCGAAGCGCUUUGUCAACGUGAUAGAUAAGUCAACUGCCAAAUUGUUGAUUCCCAACAUGACCCUUACCAAUCAUUCGGUAUUCUACUGCAGACUCCAAACAAAGGACAAAGUCGUCUGCCUCAACCAAGUGGUUGUCGGACUGAAACCGCAAGAACCGCAAAACUUAACUUGCAUCUCCAAAAACUGGCAGUCACUUACAUGUAAGUGGGACAAGGUGGAUCACUACACACCCACAACCUACACUAUUCUCUACACCCUGGCAGCGCGAGGCAGCAGAAGUCAACUACUCCGAUGUCCAACGGAUAGUGACAAGAGGAACAACACCUGCACAUGGGAUUUCUCCACGAGCCCAAGCUACAGAACGGGUUAUGAGUUCUACACCAUCACCAUGGCCGGUUACAAUGCACUGGGAAACGUCACCUUCCCGCCUAUAAGGUACCAUCACUACGCACACGUGAUACCAAGCCCUCCCGAGAACCUGCGUGCGCAUAACGUGACGACGCACAGUGUGACGCUCAAAUGGGCAGUGGCGUAUCCCAUGCAGAUUUUUCCUCCAGGUCUGAUCACCAGGGUGGAGUUUAGACACAAAUGGAUACCCGAGGGCCAGUGGAUCACUGUGAACACAACCAAUUUGCCUUAUAACCCUGUCAAUAUGACGCUGCAUAUCACUAAUUUGCCGUACGCACACACGAACUACACUAUUCGAGUGCAACACAAGUCACAAAAGGCGCAAGACAAAGGCUACUCAGAGCCAGCCACCGUCAAUAUAACGACUAAAUCCGAGAAGCCAACCGCGUCUCCCAAGGUGGACAUGGGCGGUUUCGAGAAUGAGAAGCCAAACGACGCGUCUUUACGUAAUAUCUACCUCUACUGGGAGCGUAUCCCAGAGUGCUUGUACAACAGUGACGACUUUGAGUAUCAAAUCGAGAUUGAGGAGGAGAGUGGCGCACUACUCGAUAUCGUCAAGGCUGACAAAACCUCGUCGUACAUCAAAAUCAAGGGCCUCUUGCAUGAUGCGUACACGUUUAAAAUAUACGCAAGGAACAACCUCGGUGUGGCGGAUGCUCCGUCCGUGAUCAAAGUGCCACACUAUAAAUCUUGUAAACCCUAUUGCAUCAAGGGGCCGUUGGCUUUCACAAAAAUCGAAUACGAUGACGGAGUUACUGAGCUGUCGUGGAACGAACCUGACACUCCUGGCCUCGGGGAACUCUCUGGCUUGUUACCAAUCGUUGACUACACUAUUUUCUGGUGCGAAAACUCAAAGGAUAAGGCAUUCCAGUGCACUGGAUCCAUGAACUGGAUUCGCGUUCCGGCCAAUGCCAACUGGCACAACGUGACCAUUCCUGAUAAGAACCGUACUUACCAAUUCGCCAUAUCAGCAAACAGUAAAAAUCAGAGCUCUGGCCUAUCGUGGACAGUUUGCACUGUCGCACACGACAAAGUCAUUGAGGGAUUGACCCAAGUCGGCUUAAGCAAGGUCGGCUCCACCUUCUUGGAGAUCUCCUGGAACCUUCAAUGCUCCCACCGAAUUGGGCAGGUUCUAGGCUAUAAUUUCCGCUACUGUCCCAUUAUCCCAGCACAGCUGAGAAACUGCAAAGAGCCGUCCAAAGUCCAGUUUGUGCCAGGAGACGCUAACACGGAACUUGGCAACAUCACAGGCUUGAUGCCGUACACAGCCUACAUGUACAACUUGACGGUGCUGAGCAUGGGUGGUGAGGGUGUAGGAGAAACGGAGUUCGCCACCACCCUGGAGGCAGCACCCGAGCCUCCGAGAGACCUUAAGGCCACCCACGUGACCAGUUCGACAAUCCAUAUCUCGUGGUUUCCACCGGCCAGGUCCAACGGCAACAUCAAGUACUACGAGGUCAACUUCACGCUUGGCACAACCAAAAUCGACGGCAUCUUCACGUCAACCGGUCUGUAUGAUCUUCCAAGCUUUACAAACAUGUCCAUCUACGUGAGGGCCUGCACGAUUGCCUGUUCUAACAAAUCUAACGUCAUCAUGACUAGAACCUUGAUUGGGAGUAAGUUAUCGGCUGAGAUUGCCGCGAUAUGCUCUAUGUGAAGGUGAUAAGCAGACGCGACGAUGGUCCACCAAGCGUUAAAAAGUUCGUGACCACCCUGCCGUGAAGUGCGGCGACCAAACCCAAUUGACUCAACGAUUCCGUCCAAAGUGUCACA